GUAUGUACCACUGUCAUGGUCCCUUUUCUCUCGACAUUGGGCCUCAAUGGAAGCUCGAUGAAGCGUAGCAGACCGUCAAAAGUAUGGUGUUGGCCAGGAUCAAAUGUCGCAGUCUGCAGCCAUAGAAGUAGUCUUUCAAUCUUGAUCACCUCAACACAUACCAUGCUUGGAGACAGCUAUGGACACCGUCUUAUGGCGACUUUGGUGGGGUCUCCCGUGCAACUUCACGUCGACGUCACUUGGUCAGGCCCUAAACCCAUUCGAGAACGACUGCUAAGCUCGGUCCACAUGCCAUUUUGGCAGCCCUCUUCUCCCUCUUCAUCUCCCUGCUCUUGUGAGUGGGUUCGUUGUAUCUGGGAAUUUGGGCACUGGGCUUCACUUCCUGAGAUCAACCAUCAACCCCCCCAUUCGUAAAGGGAGAGACACCGCAGUGAAUCACACCAAUCCGACUUCGACUGCCUUCUGUCUGGUACAGAGGAACUCGUCUGAGAUUGCUCCUAUUGAUUCCCGACGGUCAAUCAAUUGCUUCGACAGAGGUUGCGCUACCUGUGCUGUCGCCGCGGAGGGGUCCUCCAUCCACUUGCCGUGCUUCGUUCCGCCCUCCAUAGCCGAGAACAUCCCGUCGCCUGAACUGCCCGAAAGACAACGUCCGAGACAACAAUCGAAGCACAGAUUAUAGAUCCUUUGGGGUCAUAUCUGUAUCAAUCGAUCCAGACCUCCAGACUGCUACCAGUCUAGUAGAUGGUGAAUUGUGGGACGCCGAACGGUCUACUCCGAGUGCUUCUGAGAGGCCGCUUUGCGUUCCAUUAGGUUCCCCAGCCUGUCACGGUCAACGAUCGCAUCGUCGAGUACUGAGAGUUGUGCCCUGAAACCUAUAGAAGCUGAAUAGAUCGGGAAGGAAAGAACACACGCCGUUGUCCAGAACCUGUCAUUGCCCCGUCCAAUGGAAACUUCUUAAGGCAUGACUGUUGGCAAACGAACUGAACAUGCUCCUCCUUUCUCUCCAACUUCCAACCCCACACCCGCCAUCAUGCCCACCAGCAACGCCUGGAUCAUGGAUGAAUCCACUCGCAACAGACUCUUGAAGAAGUACAAGACCCAGGUGGCUUCGGCGACCUCGACCGUCUGCGCAACUCUGGCGGUGACUCCUCUGGAAAAUGUGAAGACGCGCAUGCAAACCCACAACUUCAAGAACAUCUUCCAGUGUGCCCGGUAUCUCUGGCGGACUGAAGGACCACGUGGUUAUGUCGCAGGUGCUCUUCCUCCGCUGGCGAGUGUGACCGCGGUCCGCGUGUUGAACUUCACCUCUUACAACUAUGCCAAGGAGGGUAUUGCCGACAUUGUCAAGAGUAUCACCGGCACAUAUCCCAUUGCCGACAAGUCCGGAAGCAUCCCGACUGUGGCUGGCGUUCUGACCUUCUCGCUUGCUGGUGCCUUUGCUGGUUUGGUGGCCGCCCCGAUUGCAUGUCCCUUUGAGCUCGCCAAGAAUGUGGUACAGACCUCCGUCCUGGUUUCCAACCGAGCUCAAGCAGCUCCUGGGGCUGCUCGUGACCCAUCCCUCCGCCGCAAGCCUCGCAUCGGCACUGUCGAGGCCAUCCAGCAGAUCAUCAAGCGACACGGUGUCCGUGGUCUGUACACUGGCUUCCACCUGCACGCUCUGCGUGACACGGUGGGCACGGCCAUGUACUUCGGGAUCUACGAGACCGUGAAGCAGGUGGCCGCCCACGAGAUCGGAUCUGACCAGUCCCCUCUCGGCGCACCCGCGAUUGCCGGGGCAAUCUGCAGCACCAUCCCUUGGUUCUGCACUUAUCCCCUCGACACCCGCAAGACCCGAGCGCAGAGCGUGCUGCUCGGAAAGACGAAGGAGAUCGGCGAGGCCUCCGUGGCUGUCGCCAAAUCCAGCAUGUACAAAGGCAUCUCCAUCAUUCUGGUUCGGACCGGGGUCAACAACAUGAUCCUUCUCAGUCUUUUCGAGUAUAUCAAGGCUCGAAUUGACCAGUUGCCCAACUGAAGGACAUGUUGGGGGCCUCGGCCGGCAUGAUGAGAUAUCGACCACCCUAAUGAAGGGGUCGUUCUUAUCUGCCACAUUCGUACUUGUUCCCUAGAGAUACGCCUUUUUUUUUGUUCAAGUACAUACCUACGUAGAUGAGCCAUGGUUGCUCAUCAGCAAAUACGAGAUUGCCGCUGGGGCUGCAAAGAAC
Penicillium brasilianum is the source of this 2201-nucleotide messenger RNA. NCBI's taxonomy places the organism in Eukaryota, Fungi, Ascomycota, Eurotiomycetes, Eurotiales, Aspergillaceae. The record is from the annotation of a GenBank genome assembly.